Molecule: messenger RNA, 255 nt
Organism: Racocetra fulgida
Lineage: Eukaryota; Fungi; Glomeromycota; Glomeromycetes; Diversisporales; Gigasporaceae
Source: the annotation of a GenBank genome assembly
CUUACUGAUCAAGUUUUAUUUUGGCUUGGUGAAUUGCAAAGUGCUAUUAUUUAUUCUUCUAUUAUUUUUAAGAAACAAAUUAUUGAAGCAUGUUCAAAAUUAUGUAAUCAAGAACUUACUGCUUUAUUACAUAGUUUAAAAUUAGUACAAGAGGCAAGGCUUCUUCUCUCUAGUCCAAGUAAACCAGAAGUAAUGUUCGAUCGUAAAGAUUUAAUAGCUGGCCAAAAAGAGCUACAAAGCAUCAUUAAUUUAUAG